AUGAUUAAUCUGUGCUGUGUUUCUUGAUGGGUUUCGCUUUUUUUUCGAAAAAUUCUCAUCCUUCAAUUAUUUUCUGGUGAUGAAAUCAUCAAAAACUUUAUUGAUUUUCUGGGUUUUCCAAAAAAUAAAAACUUUAUUUCCUGCUUUUUUUGGCCACGUACUGAAAUUCUUGCUCUGAAGAUUAGGGUUUUUUUUUAUUUAUUUUACUUUUGUUCACCCUUCUUGUUAAUCGUCUCGUAGAUCGGGUUCCAAAUCUUUCCUGAAUUGGGUUUCAUUUUCUUGAUGAUAUCAUGCACAAUUCAUCUCAGUUUCUUGAAAACUUUGUCCGAUGGUCUGAAUUUCGUCUGAUAUUUCAUCCACAAUCCGUUCACUUACUUCAUCUUCUUCCACUGCAGGAUCUUGUUUUCCGACAAAGUUUCAUCGGAUGAAACUCGCUGUAAUAAGAUUCUGCAAUUCACUCGGAACUCACAACCCAAAGACGUGCAGUUCCUGAAACAGGGCAAGAGAAAAUAAAAAGCUUCGAGUGCUUAUCCAUGGCAGUUUACUACCCAAGCACUGUAACCUGUAACAGAGACGGCAUGCAGUCUCUGUACCAAGAACCCUUGUACCUGAACCAACAACAAGCUUCUUCUUCCUCCGCCGGAUCUUUCUCCACCAUAGUCGCCGGCGGCGGUAACUGUCUUGAGAUUCCUCACGCUGGUGUCCGAAACGAAAUGGUCUUUAUCCCACCCACCGGAGAAGUCACAGCUUUGCAGGGUCUAAACGCAAACGCUGUUUCGAGUAGCGAUCUCAGUUUCCAUGGCCAAGGAUUGUCACUAACUCUCGGGACUCAGAUCCCAAAUGCAGUCGCCGUCCCAGCGUUUCAGUAUCAGUAUCCGAACAUGUCGAACCAGUUGAGUUUUGGUCCGAGUCACUCUAUACCUGUUAAGGAAACACUGUCUUGCAAGAGCAGGGAGAUGUUAGGGCAAUCUGAACAGAUACCCUCUUCGGGAUUCAACCUCGAAUUCUACAACGGUUAUAGGUGCGAUUCGUCGGGAUUCAUGGGCAGUGUGAUGUGUUCUCGGUACCUUAAACCAGCACAGCAGUUGCUUGAUGAAGUGGUUAAUCUCAGAAAAGAUCUGAAACAGGUGAACAAGAACAGUAAUAACAACAAAGGUCAAGACUUUAAUGGAUUCAGUGAUUAUAAGGAUACAGAAAACGGUUCUAAUGUGAGUGAAUCAAACGGGAAGCCAUUACAGUUAUCGCCCUUAGAGCGACAUGAUCUGCAGGACAAGAAAACCAAGCUUCUGUCCAUGGUUGACGAGGUGGAUAGAAGGUACAACCAAUAUUACCAUCAAAUGGAAGCCGUGGCUUCAUCUUUCGAGAUGGUAGCCGGUCUUGGAGCAGCCAAGCCAUACACUUCGGUUGCCUUAAACAGGAUAUCUUGUCAUUUCCGUUGCUUGCGUGAUUCAAUCAGGGGCCAGAUUCAGAUUAUCAGAGGGAAACUCGGCGAGAAAGAUUCCUCAGAAGAGAAAGAAGAGCGGAUUCCACGUCUUCGGUAUUUGGAUCAGCGGCUAAGACAGCAAAGGGCUUUGCAUCAGCAGCUCGGGAUGGUCCGACCAGCUUGGAGACCCCAAAGAGGCCUUCCCGAAAACGCUGUUUCCAUCCUCCGGGCUUGGCUUUUCGAGCAUUUCCUUCACCCAUAUCCAAAGGAAUCAGAGAAGAUCAUGCUGGCUAAGCAGACGGGUCUGACGAAAAGCCAGGUUGCGAACUGGUUCAUAAACGCGAGAGUUCGCCUCUGGAAACCGAUGAUUGAAGAUAUGUACAAAGAAGAGUUUGGUGAUUCCGAGUUAAACCCUAAAUUCUGUCAAGAGAACAAUGCAGACAGCUCACACACGACAGACUCACAGUCACAACAGAGGAUCAACAACAACAAGAACAGCAAGAACAACAUCUCAUAUUCAUACGCAGACACAAACACUGUCUUCACUGAUCCGAAACAAGAUGAAUCUCAGCAGAUGAACCGAUCAGUAGAGUACGAAACUCUGACAAACUAUCACGGAUUCAAUCUCGAUGAUUACAACAGGUUUUCCAAUCCUCAUCACUUACAUGACUUCGUUGUCUGAAUAAAACCAAACGCAUUUACAGUCUUUGGCUUCACAGUCCAAGAACUGGAGGUAUUGCUGGAACAGAAACAUGAUUCUUGACACGCAAGAAACCGCAUUUUUCAUUUGUAUAGGUUGGGGAAUAUAUGAUGUGAUAUGUGUAACAUCUCUGUGGCAUAUAAGGUUAGAUUUCUGAAGGUGUAGGUAUAUAGUCUAGUCACAUAUAUUUGUAUAUGAGGGUAUGUAUAGGUGGUAAGUGAGUCAAUAUUUGUAAUAUGCUUUUGUGUGUAAUAAUGUUGUUAUGAUUCAUGGUGGUAUGAAAGAAUACUUGCAAGUGUGAAAAGGUUUUA
Messenger RNA from Tarenaya hassleriana, 2434 nucleotides. Its product is annotated as BEL1-like homeodomain protein 3. Gene Ontology annotation, biological process: regulation of transcription by RNA polymerase II. NCBI's taxonomy places the organism in Eukaryota, Viridiplantae, Streptophyta, Magnoliopsida, Brassicales, Cleomaceae. The transcript has 4 exons. Gene Ontology annotation, molecular function: RNA polymerase II cis-regulatory region sequence-specific DNA binding; DNA-binding transcription factor activity, RNA polymerase II-specific. Bases 534 to 2105 code for a protein of 523 amino acids. The record is from RefSeq and is a predicted model, not a curated record.